CACACACACACACACAAGAUAGACUGAGAGAGAGUGGUGAGGAAACACCUCCUUCUGCUCUUAGUUGUCUAAAUGUCUCUCAGACGUAAUGGAACUCGGUGCUGAAACUCUGUUCUAUCACAGGGUUCUCCUGACUGGAUAUUUUUUAUGCUACACAUUAAGAAUUGUAACCUCUGAUAUGGAGUUCUUCACUAAGGAAUGCACAUUUUCUCCUCUACAUGGACAUUUUGUAUCUGUAUUGUUCUUCUGAAUGUUCCUGAAAUCUGGGGAUGCCACUGAAUUUUUCUGAAGAUAUAAUACCUUGUCUCAUGUAGAGUUUAUCCUGGAUGUUCGAAAUUUCUGAAGAUUUCCCAGGAUCCUCGAUGAUUCUGAAAUCUAUAGGUUCUCUUGGAUAAUUAAUUAGUGUGAAAGUUCUCUUGGAUUAUGACACAAGAACCGCAAUGCUCAUAAAUUUUUAGGAAAUCUGAACAUGAUAUGUUCCUGAAUGUCCCUCAAAUGUGAAGGCAUAUACGCUUCAGAAAUAAUAAUGAUCAUUUAGAUCAUUUAAUAUAUAAAGCCUCAGCUGGAUGUAUUUAGCACUCUGGUAAUUAAUCCAGAAUAUUGAUUAAAUCUCAAGAGAACGCUGGACGUAAAUGAAAUCUGAAAACUCAACCGUAAAAAAGUCCUCCAGAUGUUUCUGAAGUGUGGAAGAUCUUGUCUUGAAGAAGCUCCACUGUAGUGCAGUGGGUUGUUAUGAGGAGACUCAAAGAGGAGUUUAAGACUUGACCUGACUGAUUGCGUAUGAACGCAGCUCUGAUGCUGCUGAAGUUUGUCAUCCUUCUCUGCUGUUUUAUCAGCAGCUGGUCAGCGCCAUGGAGACCAUGCACAGGUACACUUCCGCACCUAGAACGGCAUCUGUUACCACUGGACCUGCUGCAUCGUGUCCUUCCUGUUGUAGGCAGUCACCAGACUCGGGUCCGGAUGGUUCAGUCUCAGGGUUCAAGAGGACUGAAGCUCUCUGGACCUCCACAGUCUCUGAGAUUCCCAUCAUCACAGAUCUUCACCAACUGCAACUUCUUCCCUGCUGAGUUCUCCAUCGUGGUCACACUGAAGAUCCCCAAACUAAAUCCUAAUAAAGAUGAGUACAUAUUCACUCUUUUGGAUGGAGAUUCGGAUGAGCUGCUUGUUGGUCUUCGUCUCGCUCAUGAUAAAGUGCACUUCCUGAGGCGGAUAGAUGAGAAGACGGAGCGCGUGACCUUCAGACAGGUGAACAUGGCGGAUGGACACUGGCAUACAAUGGUGCUUGCACUCAGUGGACACUAUGCUGUAUUCACUCUGGACUGUGGCAUCCCAGUCGAGCUGCAGCUGGAGAAGCCAUUUCCUGAGCAGUUGUACAUAGGUGGCUCCACAUUCUUCAUUGGCAGCAGGAGGAGAUGGAGUGGCCUGUUCUCUGGUUUGAUUAGACAGCUCGUCCUCAUGCCCGGAUCAGAUGCGUCCUCUCAUCUGUGUCCCUCGUCUGAUCCCACAAUGUCUAUUCUGUCAGUCCCUCAGAUUCUCUUACACCUGCCAGGCAAACCUCCAACCAAUCAGCUUCCACUUUACCCCUAUGAGGCGGAGUUGCGUGUUACUCAGCGUGUUCCUCCGGUGUGUGUCAGUGCUGUAGUGGGCCAGGUGUGGUUCAGCAUUGAGAAGAGAUCGCUGUUCCUGUGUAAUGGCACUACAUGGAUCACCAUGCUACAUGAGAAAGAGAAGUUGGAUUAUGUUGAAGAUCAUCAGGAUCUCUUCACAGACUCAGAGACAUUUGAUAUUGAGGUUUUUCAUCUCCCGUCUCUUGGUGUGUUCAUCGCUACGGCGAAUCGUGACUCCAGCCAAGGUUCGGUCAUUUAUAGGUGGACCAAUGGCAGAUUCGAGCGAUUUCAGAACAUCAACACGUAUGAUGCACAAGCAUGGAAAUUCUUCACUGUAGGAAAAAAGAUUUUCUUGGUCGUAGCAAACUCCAGAAGAAUUGAUGGUAAAAAAUUUGAGCUCUCAGUGAUUUAUAAAUGGAGAAUGAAGAAGCAGCGCUUUGUUGAGUAUCAGAAGAUUCAAACGCACAGUGCUCGUGACUGGGAGGCCUUCCGUAUCCAAGAUGACAACUUCCUCGCUGUGGCGAAUCACAGAGAAGGUGAGAUGAACCACAACAUAGACAGCGUGAUCUACAGGUGGAACCGACAGACCAGGAAGUUCGAGAUUAAUCAGACCAUCUCAACAUCUGGAGCCUAUGACUGGGAGUUCUUUACCAUCGGACCGUACCACUUCCUGGUGGUAGCCAACACGUUUAAUGGCAAAUCCACUGACAUUAGCUCCACCAUCUAUAUCUGGAUAGGGGGAAAGUUCCAGCCAUUCCAGUACAUCACGACAUUUGGAGCAAUUGAUUGGGAGAUGUUUCAGAUUGAUAACAGGUUCUUUCUGGCUGUAGCGAACUCUCAGAAACUCAGUGACUCCAGCACAGUUCUCUACAACAUCAACUCCACCAUCUAUGAACUUAACAUGACCUCACAGAGUUUCAUUAAGUUCCAGGAUAUAGCAACAAGCAGUGCUUUAGAUUGGGAAUUCUUCACUGUGGGUGACGAUAAGUUCCUCGUGGUGGCAAACUCAUAUGAUGGAGCUUCAUACUCAUUAAACAGUGUUAUAUAUAGGUGGCAGGGUUAUGAAGGAUUUGUGCCUGUGCACAGACUGAACACACACGGAUGCAGAGAUUGGGAAUUCUUCACUUCCUCUGAUGGAUCUUACCUCAUUUCCUCCAGCGCCAGAGCUCCGUACUCCAAAGUGCUCAAACUGAAAACCUACUUCCAGCGUUGAGUCCUCAAAUCCACAACAUCAGGACAAACAAAUCAUUUACAGCACAGCAUAUAUACAGCAUUAUAUCAUGUCCUGCUUCCAACACUGACCUGUGUGUGUGAAGUUUGCAUGUUCUCCCCGUGCUUCGGGGGUUUCCUCCGGGUAAUCUGGUUUCCUCCCCCAGUCCAAAGUCAUGCAUUGUAGGCUGAUUGGCAUGUCCAAAAGUGUUCGUAGUGUAUGUGAUUGUGCUCUGUGAUGGACUGGCACCAUGUCACCUGCAUCAUAUGUUCAUAUGCUCUCGAGCUCGAGCUUGACUUUAUGGUCUUCUGGUAACUUAAGGUGUAACUUAAACCCCGCCUUCUCUGUGUUUUUAUUGGUGGCUGUAUUUAACCGAUCAGGAUUUCUCUGAUUGGCUGCUGGCAGCCAGAAAAAAAGCGAGAAAAACAUUUUUAAUGUAGAUCAGUUUAGUAAAAUAUUGAUUAGCAUAAUAAAAUUCAGUAUAAUAAAGUUCCAUAAAAUUAUGUUCUGUGAAUAGUUCCAUAAAAAGAUGCAAAAUAAAGUUUGGUCAAAUAAAACUGAAGAUCAUAAAAAAAUAAUUCGCUAAAAUAAAGUUAGAUAAAGUUUGGUAAGAUAAUAAAAAAAGAUAAUAGAGAUAGAUAAUAAAAAAUAUAAUAAAAAGAUUAAUAAAAGUGUUUAAUAGAAUAAAGAAUUAUCUACACUGGAACAUUACUGAUGCAGUUGAUGCUAAACUCUCAUCAAUAUUUAAUUUUCAGAAUAGUGUUCAUAAAACAAAUGUUCAAACGUUAAAGCUAUAAACGUGUUACAACAGGCAAUUAUAACCUUAAAAAUUUCAUUUAUUUUGUAGAGCGAAUAUUUUACUUGUGGUAGCUGCAGCGCCAUCUGUUGGACACACAGUAUACAGCGUUAAGAAUUAAUCUUCAAGAACUGUUUUUUUUUUUUUUUUUAAACAUGUAUUUAUAUUUAAUUUACUCAGCGUUCUAUUAAGAACACUUGUUUAUCUCAUUAACAAUUUCACGACUGUUUACAACCACAAUUUAUCUGUAAUUCAUUUGCACACAGUGGAGCAGAAAGUCAUAUUAUUAUUAUUAUUAUUAUUAUUAUUAUUAUUAUUAUUAUUAUUGUAGUAAUAGUAGUUGUUCUUUGAUUCUUAGUUAAUGCAAAUGAAACUGGCAGCUAGUAGAGAAAAGCGUUAUGUAGGCCUAUAUGUAUGAAAACAAUAACUGUUCAUUAAGUACUACAUUUGAUACUAUUUUAAUUAUAUUUUCUAGGAUUGUUUGUUGUUUAGAAUAAUAUAGUAAAUGUUACCCGUGUUUCAGACAUUUAUUCUAUAUAAAUAUAUUUAUUAUUAUUA
Molecule: messenger RNA, 4171 nt
Organism: Ictalurus punctatus (channel catfish)
Lineage: Eukaryota; Metazoa; Chordata; Actinopteri; Siluriformes; Ictaluridae
Gene: tspearb
Product: thrombospondin-type laminin G domain and EAR repeats b
Exons: 12
Coding region: 781-2820 (679 amino acids)
Biological process (GO): signal transduction
Source: RefSeq, a predicted model, not a curated record